AUGUUGUCAUCCUUUGGUAGCUGUUGUGUAGCAGAGCCUAAUAAUCAAUCUCAUUAUUCUUCAAGGUUUUACAGCAAAGCUGGAAAGGAACGAACGCCUGACAUUGUUGCACAGAGGAUGUCGACGAUUACCGUUCCGGCAGAGGUUCCUCCCGUCUCCGACGACGUUGAGCAGCUUCAUAAAGCUUUUGAAGGAUGGGGAACAAACGAGGGUUUGAUCAUCGAGAUUUUAGCUCACAGAAACGCAGACCAGCGUAAGCUUAUCCGCCAUACUUAUGCUGAAACUUACAAAGAAGAUCUCCUUAAAGCUCUUGAAAAGGAACUCACAAGCGACUUCGAGAGGAUUAUUCUUCUCUGGACACUCGAUCCACCUGAAAGAGAUGCAUUUUUGGCAAACGAAGCAACAAAGAAAGGAGCUAAAAGUAAUCAUGUUCUUGCUGAAAUAGCUUCCACAAGAUCCUCACAAGAUCUUCUUCUUGUAAAGAAAGCUUAUCAUCUUCGUUAUCAGAAAUCCAUGGAAGAAGAUGUUGCACAUACCACAACUGGGGAUUUCGGAAAGUUGUUGUGGCCUUUGGUGACGAGUUACAGAUAUGAAGGGGAUGAAGUGGACAUGUCGCUUGCAAAAACAGAAGCAAAAUUACUCCAUGAUAAAAUUACAGAGAAAUGUUAUAACGAUGAUGAUUUUAUAAGAAUUAUCACCACAAGAAGCAAACCACAAAUCAAUGCAACUUUGAAUCAUUACAAGAACGAGUUUGGACAAGAUAUUAACAAGGAUUUAAAAGCUGAUCCAAAAGACGAGUUUUUAGCAAUUUUAAGGGCAACAAUAAAGGGAUUAACGUAUCCUGUGAAAUACUUUGAGAAAAGGUUAAGGCUAGCAAUUGAGAAGACAGGGACUGAUGAAAGUGCACUCUCAAGAAUUGUGGCUACACGAGCUGAAUUUGACAUGAAAAUUAUUAAAGAAGAAUAUAAAAAGAGAAGCAGUGUUUCAUUAGAUGAAGCUAUUGCUAAAGAUACUAGAGGAGAUUACGAAGACAUGCUUCUAGCUCUUGUUGGUACUAGUGAAUCUUAA
Messenger RNA from Lactuca virosa, 1068 nucleotides. Lineage: Eukaryota; Viridiplantae; Streptophyta; Magnoliopsida; Asterales; Asteraceae. The record is from the annotation of a GenBank genome assembly.